AUGUCGACAUACAACGGACGGCACGGUCCCAACGUGUCGCAAUACCUGCGGGACCUCAACACCAUCAGUCCUCAGGACACCACGGCCCCUGAGGAGGGCUUCAACAUGGAGGACGACCUCUCCCUCUUCACCAACACCCAGUUCUUCGACUUCGACUCUGGCCAGAACCUGGACUACCAGGCCCAGCCUAUCAAGCCCGAUGGCAAGAGCGCCGGCCGCCACAGCUCGAAUGCGUCCGACGAGGCGACCACGGCCGCGCCGUCGGUCAUUGGCGACAUGCCCAACCUGGACUUCAUGUCUGGCGACUUCAACUUCACCGAGUUCAACAACGCUUAUGCGUCCCCGUCCAUGAACACCUUCCCUGAUGGUGCCUCAACUUUCCCGCCGCUGCAGCCCAACCACGCCGCCGUCCAGGCCCACCAGUCGCAGGCCCAGUUCCGGCAAGGAGCUGCCCGGCCCGCCGAGAAGCGCAAGGCCGAGGCCAUGACGGCCCCGACCCCGCAGCUGAACUUUGAGGAGGCCUCGCGCGUCGCUGCCGAGGAGGACAAGCGGAGGCGGAACACGGCCGCCAGCGCUCGCUUCCGGAUCAAGAAGAAGCAGCGUGAGCAGGCCCUGGAGAAGUCGGCCAAGGAGAUGACGGACAAGAUCACCUCGUUGGAAGGAAAGGUGUCGCAGCUCGAGACGGAGAACAAGUGGCUGAAGAACCUCCUCGUCGAGAAGAACGAGGGUAGCGACGACAUCACCGCCCUCUGGAAGGAGUUCACAAAGCACGCCACGGAGAAGACCAAGGCCGCGUCAGCCGCGUCCGAGGCUGCCAAGGAGGAGCGGUGA
This is a messenger RNA of Purpureocillium lilacinum, 831 nucleotides long. RefSeq lists its product as uncharacterized. NCBI's taxonomy places the organism in Eukaryota, Fungi, Ascomycota, Sordariomycetes, Hypocreales, Ophiocordycipitaceae. The record is from RefSeq and is a predicted model, not a curated record. Gene Ontology annotation, biological process: regulation of transcription by RNA polymerase II. Gene Ontology annotation, cellular component: nucleus. Gene Ontology annotation, molecular function: DNA-binding transcription activator activity, RNA polymerase II-specific; RNA polymerase II transcription regulatory region sequence-specific DNA binding.